This is a messenger RNA of Contarinia nasturtii (swede midge), 3013 nucleotides long. RefSeq lists its product as uncharacterized. The transcript is spliced from 6 exons. The record is from RefSeq and is a predicted model, not a curated record. Gene Ontology annotation, biological process: regulation of transcription by RNA polymerase II. The coding region runs from base 387 to 2804 and encodes 805 amino acids. Gene Ontology annotation, cellular component: nucleus. Gene Ontology annotation, molecular function: sequence-specific DNA binding; DNA-binding transcription factor activity, RNA polymerase II-specific. NCBI's taxonomy places the organism in Eukaryota, Metazoa, Arthropoda, Insecta, Diptera, Cecidomyiidae.
GCGCUAAGGAUAAGUUUGUGUAUACUAAAGACCAAAAAGGCAAAAUGUGCAAAUAUUUUCGCAUAUCCAUGAGAUUUAAUCGGUGCAAUCCGUGAUUUAUUUAAUUUUCUGUUCAUUUUUUUAACAUUUCAACUUUUAAUUUGGAAUUAUAUUCAGUAUUUUGAUGUUAAUUCAACAAAAGAUCUACAAUGACAUACAGUGCUAUUCUCAUCGAGUGCAUGUUUUUUUUAAUGGAACAAUUUAAGAGCGACUGUUUUCUGAGAGAAGAUAUGUGCAAAAACUUUAUAAAAGACAAUUUAAAGAAGAGAAAAAUAAAUUCCUUUGAUUUGUAUGUGAAAAGCAAAUAAAAGGAAGAACUCUAAGAAUAUAUCGGGCUAUAGUGCAUAAUGCUAAGGCCUUUCAAAUCAUUUUUAAAUAAUUUACAAAAAAAUGCUGAAACUUUUUUCGGAUCGAAAAAUAAUUUACCAGAUAUGAAUUCAAACGAAGACGAAGAGGAGAUUGCUACUGAUAGCAUGUACAGUAUUGAUGAAUUAGAUCCAUUGGCAGAUCCAUUAGCAUUGGACGAUGAACUUGGUGAAGUGGGCACCAGUUAUGCGACGCGAAAUGCGAAUCUUAGCGAUUUAGAUAGCUCAGAUGAUGGACAGAUAAUACUCGUAGAUGUAAAUAGUUUGAAAAAUUCGUUCACAAUUCCCGUUACGUAUGCCGAUAAUACAAUCGAAAUAGCCACAUCAACAUCAAAUGUGUCGGCAACAACACGAAGGGAACCAACAGUGAAUGAGUUAAAUUGUGAGACGAAUGCCACCCAUGACGUUGGCAUUGGUGAUGUGUCAUUUGAUCAAAUUGGCUUAACGUUAGACGAUGAAAUUACCGAAGAAGUUGAAGGCUCUCGAAGUGAUGGCUCUGAUUCGGGCUUGGGGUUGGAAUUAUGCGCUGGGCUACUGGCCGACAAGACAUCUGCUUCGCCAAAUGGUGCAGUGUGUCCAUCACGAAGUAACUUAAAACGGCGAUCACACCCCAGUGACCACAUCGAUGUUGUUGAUGCACCAAAAAAACUGAAACGAAAUAUUCAAUUUACCGAUGUAACCGUAUUUUACUUCCCACGAAUCCAAGGUUUUACAUGUGUACCGUCACAAGGUGGUUGUACACUUGGAAUGACCUCAAAGCAUAUCGAUGAGAAAUCAUUUACAUUAAACGAACACAUAGCCGAACAGAAGCGUAUACAUCGUCAACAAAUGCUUGAGCGCAGCCCACGGCCGCCGUCAUCGCUAAGCACAAGUUCAUUAAAUGCAUUGCUACCGAAUUCAGUGCUGAUGACGCCAAGUCAAUUACAAAAUCAAUUAACUGUACCAACGGCAACAGCAACGACCACAUUAACAACAACCACCACAACAACGUCGACUGAUGAUCGAUCACGUUCAUCGACCGAAGAGUCUGAUAGCGAAGAAGACAUUUUAAGUGAUAAUAGCAGCUCCGAAUUAGACACCGAAACAAUUGGAUUUUUACAACCAGUUUCACAAAAGCAACGGAGAGCCUUACUCAAAGCGGCUGGUGUUCAUGAAAUAGCCUCUAGCGAAAAGAAUGAAUGCCGUGAUAUCAGAGCGUCUAGAGAAAUUUGCGGUUGUAGUUGUAGAGAUUAUUGUGAUCCAGAAACGUGUUUGUGCAGUCAAUCGGGAAUUAAGUGUCAGGUGGAUCGAGCGAGUUUUCCAUGUGGAUGUUCGACGGAUGGUUGCGGAAAUGUAUACGGUCGUCUUGAAUUCAAUCCAAAACGUGUCCGAACGCAUUUCAUACAUACAAUCAUGCGACUGGAAUUAGAGAAGAAACAAAAGAAAUCGGACAAACAGAAUACAUUGCACACAUAUGACGGACGGUUACGGCUUCGUGAAAGUGAUGACGGAGACUCGGUGAUUGAUUCCGGCGGAAUGAAUACCCGUUUGAUCACAUAUAAUCCUGCAAAUAAUAUUUUAUAUCCAACAACAACGAUGCAAUCGUCUUCGGGUGUUACAAUUAACAGCCAUUAUACACCGAAUGAACUGGAUGAUACUAGUCGAAAUUGUGCGGUUACAUCAAUGGCCGAAACACCAUUGGAUUUACAUUAUGCAUUUCGAAAUGAUUAUACAGUGGAUCCAACACAAGCCAGCUACUCGUUAAUGUAUCCGAAUUCGGGCUAUUAUACAAGCAGUGCAGCCACAACAUUUACAGACUUCAAUGCGAUGGCCAUCUCAAAUCAAUCAUCAUUAAUUCCUAGUUAUACAAAUUAUUCAACAAAUAUUCCAUACAAUGGCUUAAUUAAUGGCCCAACAACGCCAACAACACCAAUUCCAAACGGUCCAAAUGGUAUUUCGUCAUGCUCAAAUUACGGUGCGUCCACAACGGAUUGUGUUCAUAAUAAUGGUUCUUUGUUUGAUAAUCAUGUGACUGAAGACUUUUUGAGCAUAAACCAAACGAAUGCCACCAAUGUCAUUUCCAAAGAUUGUAAAAAUGUUGUCGAUCAGUUUGACGGCAAGUACAAUGAGUACGUGAACGACAUUACGUCGGUGUCAGCGGUUGAUUUAAAUUGUUUAUUGAACGAUGAUAAUCUAGCGGCGCAUCAAAUUGAUUCAGUGCCAUCGACAAGUGUUGAUGUUGUCGGUACGGGUGCCACUACUACAUCGUCCAAUGAUUCACAUGCCUAUAUGAGAUUCGAAUCGGACUAUGCAAACAAACUAAAUGCCACACAUAAUUAUAGUCUAACAGAUGAUUCAAAUGUCACCGCAGAUGAGAAAUCAAACGAACUAUUCCAAAAAGAUUCAGUGCUGACCACUUAAAUGCAAGUAAAACAUAAUCAAUUGAAACAAUGUCCACGUGCAUUUGUUCCCCAAUCACAUGUGAAUAAUUAUUUUAAAAUUUUGAACAUAUUAACAGUCGAAAGCAAAAUUUCGAUUUACAAGAAAACAGUAACACACACACACACACACACACGCGCGCGAUAUAUUAUAUAUAUACAUUCUUAAGGAAUAAAAUUCGAUAAAUUUUA